This is a messenger RNA of Esox lucius (northern pike), 3787 nucleotides long. RefSeq names its product protein HEG homolog 1. The transcript is spliced from 12 exons. The record is from RefSeq and is a predicted model, not a curated record. Gene Ontology annotation, biological process: cell-cell junction assembly. Bases 19 to 1815 code for a protein of 598 amino acids. Lineage: Eukaryota; Metazoa; Chordata; Actinopteri; Esociformes; Esocidae.
CCUCAGACUCCAAAUACUAUGACCCCUCAGACACCAAAUACUGGGACUCCUCAGACUCCAAAUACUAUGACCCCUCAGACACCAAAUACUGGGGCCCCUCAGUCUCCCAAUACUGAGAACCCUCAGACUCCAAAUACCGGGACCCAACAGACUCCAAAUACUGGUACACCUCAGACUCCAAAUACUGGGACUCCUCAGACUCCAAUUACCGGCACCCAACAGACUCCAAAUACUGGUACAUCUCAGACUCCAAAUACUGGGACUCCUCAGACUUCAAAUACAGGGACACCUCAGACUCCAAAUACUGGGACCCCUCAGACCCCAAAUACAAUGACCCCUCAGACUUCAAAUACAAUGACCCCUCAGACUUCAAAUACAAUGACCCCUCAGACUUCAAAUACAGGGACACCUCAGACUCCAAAUACUGGGACCCCUCAGACCCCAAAUACAAUGACCCCUCAGACUUCAAAUACAAUGACCCCUCAGACUCCAAAUACUGACACAGACCAAACACAGACUACCACUUCAGGGACCACUGAGCCUAACAUCACCACCCCUGGCAUAGAGUCUACCCCAUCACCUGCCACAGCAGGAACCAGUGGAAUAUCCACCAGCGGAACUAGUGAGACCCCACUUCCACCUUUUCACACCUCCCCUACAGGUGGAACCACUACCCAUCCAGAGUCAGCCAUCACCACGUCCCUGCCUCCACCAGUGUCCAUAGCCUGUCCAUCCACUCCCUGUCCGUUUGAUAGCCUCUGUCUCAACGGAACCUGCCAGUGUCUGUCCGGGACCUAUCUGUCACAGGGUCGCUGUUUAUCAGCACGUGUGUUCCCUGGACAGCUGCAUCUCAACCAGACAUUUAAGGCUGAAAUGAGCAACCGGUCUUCUGAGAUAUUUAUGCAGACAGCAGCCAGGAUUUCAGAAGCGCUGAGAGGAGCCUUGAAAGAGCAGCCUGGAUACAUCCAAACUGAUGUUGUGCAGCUUAGACAAGGCAGCGUGAUAGCGAUGGUGAACAACAUGUUUGAGCAGGGCUCCAACGCCACCCAGAAUAUGACGGACGCCGCCAUAGUGAAAGCCAUCAAGGAGUGUGGGACUACCUGUGGGACCGUGCUGGAGAGCGCCACAUUCACCCACACUGACCUGUGUGAACAGGUCCCCCUGCCCUGCGACAUCUAUACCACCGCGUGUUCCUUCAAGGACGGCUUUUCGACCUGCUUCUGUAAGCCGGGCUACAUCAACAGCCUCUACUCAAACAAAAGCUGUACAGCCUGUCCCAGUGGUCAAAGGGCAGAUGGAGACAUGUGUGUGCCGUGCUCCUUUGGCUACGCUGGAUUCAACUGCACUGACUCGGCUCUGCUAGCAGUGGUGGUGGUCGCCUGUGUGUUGGGCGGGGUCCUCCUCCUCCUCCUGGUAGCCCUGCUUGUAUACUACUGCUGCAGGAGGUGCGGGUCGCCGUUGGAGAAAAAGUCUUCGGCGGACUUCAACAGCCCGUACCUGGCCGAGGACUUCCGCGGCUCCUGGUCCAACGUACAGGGCAUCACCCCGAUCCCCCGGGCCAGCACCAACUGGGACCCGGCCCCCAUUGAGAUGACCGAGGGUGGUAGCAUGCACACCCUGGUUGACAAGAAGCCCCACACCAACGGAGCGGGGAUCUGCCACUUGCCUAAAUGGGAGAAAAGGACGGGUUCAUAUGACAUAACCUCAGAAAGCCUGAACACGUUCACGGGAAAGAACCCAUCUCGCUAUUCCUACUUGGUUCAAGGCCAUGAGAACCCCUACUUUGUACCUGGAGAUGAGAAGAGAACCUUGUGACAUCCUCUGUGAAUAGGAGACACAUCGGGGCUGUAUUCAUGGAGUGUCUCAGCGUGGAAGUACUGAUCUAGGAUCUGCUUAGCCUUUUUCAAUCAUAAUGAGUGAAGGGCAGACUUGAUCCCAGAUCAUUACUCAUCCUCUGAGAGGAUUUGCCAGUAAUUAAGGUAUUUGAGUUGACAGAAAGAAGGCAACCGGCAAAUUCUCAAAUUGAGAAGUCACACUGAGAAUCUCUGGGUAUACAUAAAUUCUGUCACCGUCUCUGUUCUUAACUGUGUUCACCUUAUGUGUGUUUCUUUUAGUCAUGACUACAUGCCAGCAACGACAGCAGAAUCGGGCCUUCAGGGCUUUCGUCCCAGACGUUUCUUUGCCCAGCUCUUAGGUUUUUUUCUGGAGUGGUAUUUGCUGAGCUCGGAAGGUUUCGCCAAACGUAGAUGGUGUCAUUUACGAUCGCUACCAUGAUCGUUGAGUGUUCUGAAAGUCUGGUGACUGAAAUCUGCGCUAAACUGUACCUUUAAUCAUGAAGUCAGAGUGAAACAUGCCCUAUAAUGUAGAUGUUUAUUUUAUAUAUUCCAUAACUUCAGUGCAUCAUGGUGCAAUGACUUUACUAUUUUUAAAUAUAUCUGACUGAAAUCAAGUCUUCAAAUUAGCUAUAGGAUUCAGAAAAAUCUGAGUUCAAACCUUCAAUGACUUUAUUAGAUUCCAAUUAAUUUACUGACCUCACCAAAGAGGAUUGUGUUUCCUUCCUGGUUAUAACCUUAAUCCUAAUCUGCAACAUAGAAAGUAAUUAUGAACAAUGUCUUUUUUUAAUAUAUUUCAUGCUAUGUUUUAUUUAUGUCUGUUAUUGAAUGCAGAGCUAAGACAAGCUUAUCAUAACCAGAAGGUGUCGCCAUUGUUCAGGUUCAAGCUUUCCCUGUUCCAUUUGCUACAGCAGGUCUGCCCAUCCCUGAUCUUGGUGAUCCAUCCUGUAGGUAGUUUUGCUUCAGUAUGUGUUGUCAAAGAGAUUACUUAUAUGUUAACUUGAAGAUCAAUUUUACGUUAUCCACUGUGUUGUGUCUGCUCUUACAAUCAUCACUCUCCUUUUGUUCUGAUUCAUCCCUUUUUGAUUGCACUAAAUUACAUUUUUUUAUCAUGUGAUUUUUAUGAGUGAGGGGGAAUCCUGGACACUUUUUGACUGAGAUUCAAUGUUUUUUUCUGGAUUGUUCCUAUAGGAUUGAUUAUGUCAUGAAGGGAACUGUGUGAAUGGUUCAAGGGGCUGGCUCCCUGACUCAGGGGUUUAUAAAGGGAAAUAUUGUGUAACUCUGCCGUCUUUUAGUCUGGUCUGGAGCUGGGUGGGACAUUGCCAUUUAAUGUAGUCAAGUGGGUGGGACAUUGAACCUAAUCAUUCCCGAUUACCCUGUUUGACACAAUUCCAGCCAAUGAUGUCCUACCGGGUAGACUGCAUCAGAAUGGCAGAUGCCUACAACAGGCAUUGUCCACGCUUAAACAGUUUUUGGCACCGAGACCUGUAACCUUCUCUAGCAUUGCCAGAAUCUACGGUCACAUUCCUCUGCUCAGAAGUCACACACAUCAACUAGUAGCUACGUGUCCUGUCAUCGACCGCGUAAUUGGCUGACGGAUAGCUACAAUAUGACAUGCGGUGUGUGUUGUAGCUGCUUCUGAGCCGAGGAACGGGCCUUCGCCUGACUGUGUAGUAGAAGUAGAUCCCCCAUUGGAGUUGUCUGUGUCUGCAACCGUGCCUGUUUCAGUUCAACCCCUCGGAAAAAACAGAAAACAUUAUGCAAAAACGCUCAUUACCAGGCUUUAGUCUUGGAUGUGCCAAUUUCCAGUGUCUGUACGAGUCUUCUGUGUGUUAGUGUGAGCGUGUGAAACGGUGCACUUUUUUCUAAAUGUGUACAUAUAAUUGUUUUGUAAAUUAACUGUCUUUCUGCAGAGAAGGAAGGUUGAUGAAAAUAAAAACGUUAUUUUAACCACA